AUGCUUUAGAACCCGCCGACGAGCUUCCCCAUUAUGUGGACCAUGGCGUGUACGAGAGAGAACGUCCUGUAGUAACUUGGCUUGGUCGUCUUUUAAUAGGAAUUUGCCCUCUGGAGCGGUUGGUACUGGUCCAAUAUAAGGAGAGGAUGUUGAAUGAGGUGCCCCAUUCGAGUCUAAGAAGGCCGGCUUUGGGGGUAAAGGAUGAGUCUACAGAAGAUAUAUCGUCUUGUUUACGUUUCAUUGAGUUGAAAGAUGACUCGGGAGUCAGGCUUGCAUCCCCACGAGGGCUGGCUGGAGGAGACGGCGGCAGAGGAAACGAACCUGGCGAUAUUCUUGGAGGUCGGCUGCAGUCAAAAGACUGGCCAAAAGAUAAUUUAGCUCAGCAGGAAAUGCAGACACCACAAAUCUGGAACGAAGUGAAUCAAGGUAUCCUUUUCCCUCUGACAUCCCAGUCAAGCAGCACAUGGGAACGACUGGGAGGGAUAGCUGCCAUAGAAGCUACUCUGGAGACGAAAAGAAACCUGUAUCGACUACUCCGCUAUCUCAAGAAUGUCUUGCCAACGCCUGAAAUGCCGGUGAUGAAUGCUGCCGCUUCAACUUUUGGAAAAAUCCUUCAAGUUGGAGGCCCUAGCUUCACCGAAACCGUCUUGGAUGCAGAGGUUCUACGUGCCGUCGAUCUGAUGACUGUAGACAAGACCGAGCAUGGUCGAUAUGCCGGUAUCAUUAUAUUAAUAGAAACCGCUACACACGCUAGCGGUCAAUUUUAUAGGCAUGUUAACCAGAUAUUGGAAAAGGUGGUGACGCCCAUGCGUGACCCUAGAGAAACUGUGAGAAAAGUGGCAGCCACCCUGUUAUCUAGAUGCCUUAGCCUCGUUGCGAACCACGACAAAGUCCCAAACCCCCAGAUAUUCGUCUACAUCCUCGCUGAAGCCCAAAAAGGGAUUACCAAUAGCUCUUCUGAUGUUAUACAAGGUUCUCUCUUGAUUUAUCGAGAGCUCUUGAUGUCUACCAAUAUGUUCAUGGAAGAGCAUUUCGCAGAUACAUGCGAGAAGAUUUUGAGUCUGCGACAGCACAAAGAUAUGGCAGUCAGAAAGACCGUGACAAAUCUUUUGCCUGUUUGUGCCAGAUACGAUCCGACCCAGUUUAAUGAGCAAUUCUUGUAUAAAACGAUGGGAUGGCUGUUACCUCAGCUCGCAAAACCUGCCGAAAAACAGUUUGUGUUAGAAGCUAUUGGGCCAAUCGCUCUAUCAGUUACAAGUGAAAUGAGACAGUUCAUGCCAGCUAUCAUGGUACAGAUCAAAGAAUCACUCGCUCAGCGGAACAUGCUUGCUGCUGCCGUCGGACCUAAUCUAACUAAACUACUUCACGACCAACUUGACCUUAUCUUUGCAUACGAAUUCAACGAAUAUGUCAGAAGCUCGCUGGCAGCAUGUGCAAAAUCUAUUCCCCCGCUUUUACGCUCAAUUCAAGACCGCCUUCUGGACAAGUUGUCACUCAUAUUGAGUGGGGAAAGUCAUCGGCCGUCUGGAGCACCAUUACCAGGUCUCAGACCCGAAAUUCCAGUGGCCCAAGUGCCCUCAUCAAAUCAGUAUACCGCCCGUAAUCCAGAGAGCAUCCAAUUAGCAUUGGAUACCCUUGCUACUUUUGAUUUCAGUGGUCAUCAACUCAACGACCUUGUCAGGACCUGCGCACUUCCUUACCUAGAGGACGCUCAAUCUGAUAUUCGACUCAAAGCGGCUAUCACAUGCUGCCGACUAUUCAUGCAAGAGUCAUUCAUGCUACAUCACAGGAAUGCCGUUUCUCUCGAUGUCAUUAACGAGGUUCUCGAGAAACUUCUGAUGGUUUCAAUUGCUGAUACUGUUCUUUCAAAUUUGCAUGAGAGAUUUGACAAGUAUCUCUCCCAACCCGAGCAUAUCAGACUCUUAUUCAUGGCUCUGAACGAUGAAGUAUACGACGUUCGGUACAAAGCGAUUGAGAUCAUAGGGAGAGUAGGGUAUUAUAACCCCGCGCAUGUCAUGCCAGCUCUUCGCAAAACGCUGAUUCAACUACUGACGGAGCUGGAAUACACUUCAUCGAGUCAGGGAAAGAGUACAAGCGCUGAAUUUUUGACGUCGUUGAUCAGAGCAACCAAUAGACUGAUAAAGCCUUAUACCCUUACUCUGCUCCGCGUGGUCCUGCCCAAGGCUAGUGACACAGAAAUUGUAGUAUCACGUUGCAUGAUCGAAUGUAUUGGGCUUUUGGCUGUUGUAGGAGGGGAUGAAAUGGUACCUCAUGUACCAGAAGUCAUGAACAUCCUACUUGCCGCCCUACAAGACCCCCUAACUCCUACUACAAAGAGAGAUGCCGCACUUUUGACAAUGGGUCAAUUGUGCGCUAACACCGGCUACGUGGUGGAUCCACUAGUCGAACACCCGGUGUUGUUCACUAUUUUUGCGCGCUUAUUGAAAACAGACACCAGCAUGGAAACUAGACGGGAGGUUUUACGCCUUCUGGGUAUCCUAGGCGCAGUAGAUCCAUACAUGCGUCGCAAAAGAAUGGCUCAAGAUGAUCCUCUCAAAGACAAGUCGGCUCUUCAAAUGAAGGCACCCAUGACAAUGGCAGGCAUGAGUCCUGAGGAAUACUUCCAAACGGUGGUUAUGUCGGCACUACUAAAUAUUGUGCACGAUGGCGCAUUAACUACACAGUAUCUGGGAGUUGUUGAAAUUAUACCCGCUUUCAUCAAUGUAACACGUAUUUCUAAUGCCCGUCACCAAGACUUCUAUCUCCAACAGCUGGCAUCCCUGACUGACAUUAUAACCAAUCAUGUCCGCCCAUUUGUUAAAGACAUAUUGGAGAUGUGUCGGGAUCUAUGGAACAACCGGGUCCUUCACCUGCAAAUCAUAACGCUUAUAGACAGCUUGGCAAGGGUACUGGAUACGAGUUUUAAACCUCAUCUUCCCUCUGUGUUACCCAUGCUCCUGUCGGUUUCCAAAGAGACAUCCCCAGACAAGCGACAGGCCACUGAAAUACGAGUUUUCAACGCACUCCUCACGUUUUCUAGCAAUGUUGAGGAGUAUGUGCACAUAGUCUUACCUUUCAUCCUAUCUGCUGUCGAGCGACCCGAUGCUAGCCCCCUCUUACGGAAGACUGCCCUCAAAACCAUAGCUGGUCUAGCUAAGCGUGUCAAUAUCUCGGACCAUGCAUCACGUAUUGUACACCCGCUUGUGAGGCUGUUACCUGGAUCUCCUCAAGACGUUCGAGAGGCAAUUAGGGAAACGAUGUGUGCCCUCGUUUUUCAGUUGAGUGCUGACUUUGCUGUAUUCGUACCUCUCGUCAAAAAGAACAUGGACAAGUUGAUAUAUCCAGUCAAUCUAGCAGAGACGUUGAAAUUCGUUGUCAAUCAACAACAUUUAAAGCAAGCUUGGGAUGUCAGUAAAGUCGAGUCUCGUGAAGACUGGCAAGAAUGGUUCAAGAAAUUCUCAACUGAACUACUCCGAGAGUCCAUGUCUCCAGCGCUUCGCGCUUGUGUGCCAUUAGUUGAUACACAUCCGCCUCUUGGCCUAGACCUUUUCAAUGCAGCCUUCAUCUCAUGUUGGACGGAGUUAUACGACCAGUACCAAGACGACCUUGUUGCGUCUAUCACACGCGCAUUGA
Messenger RNA from Acaulospora colombiana, 3633 nucleotides. The record is from the annotation of a GenBank genome assembly. Lineage: Eukaryota; Fungi; Glomeromycota; Glomeromycetes; Diversisporales; Acaulosporaceae.